This is a messenger RNA of Drosophila sechellia, 1183 nucleotides long. RefSeq names its product Retinol dehydrogenase 1 (gene Rdh1). The record is from RefSeq and is a predicted model, not a curated record. NCBI's taxonomy places the organism in Eukaryota, Metazoa, Arthropoda, Insecta, Diptera, Drosophilidae. Bases 96 to 1088 code for a protein of 330 amino acids. The transcript is spliced from 5 exons.
UAACAGCUGUGCUGUUCGUACCAGAACGCACUUAACGAUUGAAAUAAGAUCUGACAACACCCUCUGACACAAGGAAUUGUGCAAAGAUAUUCAAAAUGUGCAUUUUCAUCGAUUGUUUAUUGAGCCCCUUGAUUGUGUGGCCAGCUAUUAUCGGCGUGGGCAUCUACUUCUUGAAGGAGUACAUGCAAGGUGGAAAGUUUACGAAGGACACCGAUGAGACCGGAAAGGUAUUCAUUGUGACCGGUGCCAACACGGGCAUUGGCAAGGAGACGGCUCUGGAGAUAGCCAGACGUGGGGGAACUGUGUACUUGGCUUGCAGGAAUAUGAACCGGUGCGAGAAGGCGCGCAAGGACAUCAUCAAGGAGACAAAUAACCAGAAUAUAUUCUCUCGAGAGCUGGACCUAAGUUCCCUGGACUCCAUUCGCAAAUUUGUUGAUGGCUUCAAGAAGGAGCAACCCAAGCUUCACGUCCUGAUCAAUAAUGCCGGUGUGAUGCGCUGUCCCAAGACCCUGACCAAGGAUGGCUACGAACUGCAGUUGGGAGUAAAUCAUAUUGGUCACUUUUUGCUGACUAACUUGCUGCUCGACGUGCUCAAGAACUCGGCUCCCAGUCGCAUUGUCGUUGUGUCCAGUCUGGCACAUGCGCGUGGCUCCAUUAACGUGGCCGACCUGAACAGCGAGAAGUCGUAUGAUGAGGGCCUAGCCUACAGCCAGAGCAAGUUGGCCAACGUCCUGUUCACCCGGGAAUUGGCCAAGCGCCUGGAGGGCAGCGGAGUCACAGUAAAUGCCCUUCACCCUGGUGUUGUGGACACUGAACUGGCGCGGAACUGGGCCUUCUUCCAGACAAACCUUGUGAAGUUCUUUUUGAAGCCAAUGAUUUGGCCGCUAUUAAAGACACCGAAAAGUGGAGCACAGACCUCGAUCUAUGCUGCUUUGGAUCCGGAACUGAAGAACAUCUCUGGCCUGUACUUCAGUGACUGCAAACCAAAGCCUGUGGCUCCUGGUGCCUUGGACGAUAAGGUUGCCAAGUUCCUGUGGGCCGAGAGCGAGAAAUGGACUGGCUUAGAUAAGCUGGAAGCUAAUAAGUAAAGAAGAGCGAGUAGUGUUAGAACAAGCCGUUUAUUAUACUUUAAUACUAGAUGCUGUUUCACGAACGGAUUAAUAAAUAAAUACAUAUUUCUCUA